Messenger RNA from Bipolaris sorokiniana ND90Pr, 381 nucleotides. RefSeq lists its product as uncharacterized. The annotation marks the transcript as partial. Gene Ontology annotation, molecular function: protein binding. Lineage: Eukaryota; Fungi; Ascomycota; Dothideomycetes; Pleosporales; Pleosporaceae. The transcript has a single exon. The record is from RefSeq and is a predicted model, not a curated record.
CAUAUACGCACCACCAUGUCUUCGGAUGUCACGUCCUUCCAUGAUCUGCCUACGGAGCUCAUUCUAGACAUUUGCGAUUUCCUACCACUGGACGCGUUGCUGGCACUCAAGCUCACAGCCUCACGGCUUAACAGUAUGAUCCGCCUGGACCCACGCCGUUGGCAGCAUGCCCUUUCAUCCUGUGCACGACGUGCAGUACACAGCUAUCUAAACCUGUCACCACCAAAGCCCGAUCAACAGCACUGUCGCCUCUGUAAUUCUGCCUAUCCGAUUGCCAUGUUCAGCUCAUCAACUAGCCCAGCAUGCAUUGCCAUGAAGCUCACCACGACGCCCCAUGACGUGGUCCAGCUGUCAUCUAACGUCUGCUCUUGGCACGUGAGU